UUACAAUACAAGAUAUUUAGAAAAAAACUUAAGAAAGGAGUAGAAAAUAACAAAAACUAAACGUUUACCCUCAACGCUUUCAAAGCACGUAUCGUUUGUAAUAAAAUUAAACACUAGUUUAUGCAUUCGGUUGCAUUUUAUUGAAAAUACGUCACCACAGUAACAAUCAACGUGAAAGAUGCUGGAAAAAAGUGACCGACUGCUGAGGUUUAAGAACGUAAAUGGCAAGAAUGUCAGUGUGGUUCGUGAGGUAUACAGGCGGGAUGACAUUCCGUGCCAGAGCACUUUGUGCAUAGGAGAUUGCACCAACACCAGUGCAAAAACAGGAGGACCCCCAGGAGUACUUCCAGGCAAUGUGACCCACUAUGUAAUGCCGGAUCCCCAGUCGGCGCGGGAAUAUCUGGAGAUCUUUGAGAACCCCCUCAUACGUGGGAUCAUCUUCACUCAGACAGCUGUUCAUAGUGUUCAGCACGAAGGCAGCCGUAGACUUCAUGCUCGACUGAAAUCCCUGGUGAAAGAUCCCCGGAAAGGCUCAGUCAUAUUCCACAAUGAGUUUCAGACUUAUGCAUACUGCGAAAGAAUGAAAGGAGAAAAACUCAGCCAGUGGCAUGUCAGGGCAACAUACAAGGCAGCAGACUGGUAUUAUAACCACCUUGCUGCCAAAAUGUCCAUAGUUAUGCUCACAGAGGACCAACAGUUUGCUCAUGACUAUGGACAUAGGACCACCAAUCUGUUUGUGAUGACAAUGAAGGACUAUCUGGCAGGCUUCUGGGAGGAAGUUAUACCGGGCAUUAUGGACCUUCAUCUUGCGCUUCAUGAUGUGUCAGCUAGCAAAACUAAAGAGGUCAGUGAAUAUAUUGGCUACCUGCCACAAGAUGUGCUAGGUGAUGGUGUGAAGACGGGGAAGUUUGUACAAGGCUUUCUACAGGUCAGCAAGAGCAAUGCCUCAUUGGAAGCCUUUGUGAGAAGAUCCAAAGUGGACAUGAGGGAAGACUCGGGCUCAGAUGUGCUGAUCCCAGGUAUGCCGGCCAGGAACAGGGCUGUGCAUGGGGACCUGGUGGUUGUGGAGAUCCUGCCAAGGUCACAGUGGCAGAGCAGGGCCAUACUGCUGCACUGAACCAGUAGCAAGGAAGUUGCUGGGGACAGUGUCAAGGGCAUGGGUGACAAGUCAGAGGUCAAGGUCACGGGUCGUGUGGUAGGGAUCACUCAGAGAAACUGGAGGGAGUAUGUGGCGUGCUUUGCUCAGGAUGAGGAGGUUGGUAAGGGAGACAAGCGCGCAGGCAAGCUGCUGGUCAUACCCUGGGACUACAGAAUACCCAAGAUAAGGAUCAGCACACGCCAGGUGGACGCUCUCAAGGAUCACAGGAUAAUAGUUCGUCUAGACAGCUGGGAUGUGGAUUCAACGUAUCCCAAUGGACACUUUGUGCGCAGCCUUGGAAAGAUUGGGCACCUGGAGACUGAAAUAUCAGCAAUCUUAAUUGAGAACGACAUCAAAGUUCCCCCAUUCUCAGAAGCUCAGUUGAAAGAGCUGCCAGUGGACACCCCACAGGAGCCCUGGCAGAUGAGCCCAGAGGAGUUGGCAGCCAGAAGGGACCUCCGGGAGUCACACCUUGUCUUCAGUAUCGACCCCAAGGGAUGUGAGGACGUGGACGACACACUUUCUGUCAGGACAUUAGCCAAUGGCAACCUUGAACUAGGUGUGCACAUUGCCGAUGUGGCCCACUUUGUUCUGCCGGGCUCCCUGACAGACAUCGAAGCACAGUGCCGCUCUACAACGGUCUACCUGGCGGACAGACGCUAUGACAUGCUGCCUGGUAUACUAAGUGCCAACCUGUGUUCAUUGGUCAGUGGUGUAGACAGGUAUGCAGUCAGUGUCAUAUGGGAGCUUGACACAAGUCUGGAAUUGGUAGACGUGUGGUACGGACGCACGAUCAUACGCUCACAGUACAAACUGUUCUACGAGUUGGCUCAAGCCAUUCAUGAAGGUAUUGUGGAUGCUGAAGUAGUAAGGAACAUCCCAGAACUCCACAAUCUCUGGGGAGAAGAACUCGAUGACAAGGUUCAAGAGUUGCGUGGGGCAAUAGACCAGCUGAUGGGAAUUGCCCGGGGUCUGAAAGCCCGGCGGGUCAAGGGUGGGGCUCUUGAACUGGAGAGUGUGGAGGUCCAGGUUCAACUGUCUGAGACAAAGAGCAUUGAGAACCUUAACCCCAAACAGCACCUGGAGAUCCAUGACACUAUCGCAGAGUGCAUGAUAUUUGCCAACCAUUGGGUCGCGAAGAAGAUAGCAGAGGUCUUCCCAACCCAAGCAUUGCUGCGCCAUCACCCUCUGCCUAAGGAAGAGCAGUUUGCAAACCUUCACCACUGUGCAAUGUCCAGGGGAUUUGAAGUACGGACGUCAACCAACAAGAUCCUGGCGUCCUCCUUGGACCAGUGUGUUGACCCUGAAGAUUCCACUGUUAACAAAAUCAUGAGAAUGCUUGCUACCCAUGCGAUGUCCAAUGCGGCCUACUUCUGUACAGGCAUCCUGGCCCAUGACCAGUUCUUCCAUUACGGCCUGGCUCUGGACUUGUACACGCAUUUCACAUCUCCAAUCAGGCGAUAUGCCGAUAUCAUUGUACAUCGUCAGUUACUUGCAGCGGUGGCCAGGGAUGGUGACACAUUGAACCUCCCCAACUGCACAGAACUUGAUAAUCUCUCACAACACAUCAACAAAAAACACAGAUCAUCACAAUACGCCCAGCGCGAGUCCCAAGAACUCUUCCAGUGCCUCUAUUUCCGUAGUCAUGGCACUGAUGAUGAGAACUGUGUAGUUGAUGCAAUCAUUUUCCAGUUACGACUAAACGGUCUUCUUGUAUUUAUUCCAAGGUAUGGUAUAAAGGGCCCAGUGUACUUGAGGAGUAAACAGGGGGAGGUGUUGUAUCUGCCGGACACUGGUUCCCCUGUGUGGAGCAGUGGUCAGCUCAUCAAACAGAACACCCACAUCAUAGUGGACAGUGUCCUGGGUCAGCAGAAGUAUGACCUGCUGAACCACAUCACGGUUAAGCUAAGCCUUCAGGAUUCCUGGGCACACGCAUCAUCGCUGCGUCUAGAGCUUGUGUCCAAUAUGCCUCUUAAGAAGCCAGCAGCAAGCAUGGAAGACGUUGCAAAACAGACGAAGGCAUCCAUCAUUCAGGAAGUCACAAGUGAAGCAGUUGAGAAGAGGCUGCAGUUGGAAUCGUACGACCUUGGGCCCAACUUUCAGCAACUGAAGCAGGAGUAUGGGCAAUCCACUUCCAGUCUCUAUAAGCUGUUUUCAGAACUAAAGACAACAGCUAUGAAAUCAGUGACUUGAUUCCUCCAAACAACAUUAUGUAAAAGGAAACACAUUUGAUUUACCAUAUUAGAGGAGGGCAAUUCACUACCAGUCUCUUUGAGCUGUUUUCAGAACUGACAACAACAGCUAUGAAAUCAGUGACAUGAUCUCUCAAAACAAUAUUAUCUUAUGUAUGGAAAAAAAUUAAAUUUGAUUUACCAUAUUAGUGGAAUGGUUUUUUACCAUAUUAGUGGAAUGGUUUUAAUGCGUUUUCUUACAGAUAAAUGGAGAAAAUUAAA
Molecule: messenger RNA, 3591 nt
Organism: Dreissena polymorpha
Lineage: Eukaryota; Metazoa; Mollusca; Bivalvia; Myida; Dreissenidae
Product: DIS3-like exonuclease 1
Exons: 24
Biological process (GO): rRNA catabolic process
Cellular component (GO): cytoplasmic exosome (RNase complex)
Molecular function (GO): RNA binding; 3'-5'-RNA exonuclease activity
Source: RefSeq, a predicted model, not a curated record